Etheostoma spectabile (orangethroat darter) is the source of this 1230-nucleotide messenger RNA. RefSeq names its product SEC14-like lipid binding 7 (gene sec14l7). The record is from RefSeq and is a predicted model, not a curated record. Gene Ontology annotation, cellular component: cytoplasm. The transcript is spliced from 12 exons. NCBI's taxonomy places the organism in Eukaryota, Metazoa, Chordata, Actinopteri, Perciformes, Percidae.
CAUGAGGCGGACGAAGUCGGCGGACCGGAGCCCCAAACAGGCUGAAAGUUUAACCCAGUUCCGGGCGAGGAUCCAGGACCUGGUCCCCUUGCUGCCGGCCCACCACGACCACUACCUCCUGCGCUGGCUCCGAGCUCGAAGCUUCAAUGUUCAGAAAGCUGAAGCCAUGAUCAGGAAGGUGAGAGACGGACGGAGAAGAUGAACGUUAGACUCCCUCGUAUCUUGACUGGAAACUCCAGAGGUGAUCGAGCAGUACGUGUCUGGGGGGAUGUGCGGGUACGACCGAGAGGGGAGUCCCGUCUGGUAUGACAUCAUCGGUCCUCUGGACCCCAAAGGGCUGUUGCUGUCGGCAACCAAACAGGACUUCCUGAAGUCGAAGGUCCGCCACACGGAGAUGAUGCAGAGGGAGUGUCGCCGGCAGUCGGAGAAGUUGGGGAAGAACGUUGAGGCGAUCUCUCUGAUCUACGACUGUGAAGGACUGGGACUGAAACACAUCUGGAAACCGGCUAUUGAGACUUACGGAGAGAUCCUCACCAUGUUUGAAGAGAACUACCCCGAGGGGCUGAAACAAGUGUUUCUCAUCAAAGCUCCCAAAAUGUUUCCCAUGGCCUACAACCUGAUCAAGCACUUCCUGUGUGAGGAGACCAGACGGAAGAUCCUCGUUUUAGGAAGUAACUGGCAGGAAGUGCUGCGUCACCACAUCGACCCAGACCAGCUCCCUGUGGCGUACGGGGGAACCCGGACCGACCCAGACGGAGACCCCCGCUGCAGGACCAUGAUAAAUUACGGCGGCACCGUCCCCCGGUCGUACUACGUCCAGAACUCGGUGAAGGUGGAGUAUGACGGCAGCGUGACGGUCGGCCGAGGCGCCGUCGUCCAGCUGGAGUACGACGUCACCGCCGCCAGCAGCCUGCUGAGGUGGCAGUUUGCCAGUGACGGAGCAGACAUCGGGUUUGGGGUGUACAGACGGACCAAAGAUGGCGGCAGACAGGAAGUGGCGGAGAUGCUGCAGGUCCUGCCCAGCGAACGCUACAACGCACACCUGGUCCCUGAAGACAGCUGUCUCACCUGCACCGAGCCCGGAGUCUACGUGCUGUGUUUUGACAACAGCUACAGCAUCCUGCAGUCCAAGAGGGUGAGCUACAAGGUGGAGGUUCUUCCUCCUCCAGACGGACAGAGUCCACGCAGCCCAGGAGACUGAUCCAGAACAGAGUCCACGCAGCCCAGGAG